Molecule: messenger RNA, 2286 nt
Organism: Pararge aegeria (speckled wood butterfly)
Lineage: Eukaryota; Metazoa; Arthropoda; Insecta; Lepidoptera; Nymphalidae
Exons: 14
Coding region: 496-2007 (503 amino acids)
Source: RefSeq, a predicted model, not a curated record
GUGUGUGCAGUUUAUACAUGAAUUAUAAACCUACUGCCUAUCCACCCUAAAGAAUUACAUAACCCGUAAUGGUGAAUGGUUGUCAAUUUUGUACAAUCCUGUGCACACUACUGACAUCAACUUUGUAGGUCACGCCUACUAGAGACGAUUGAAUACAGUGCGAAGUAGCUACGUACCUAUCGGUAAAUUGAGAUGGAAAGAAUAAGGUAUAUAGGUAGCUAGAUAGGUGUGUGUAAACAUAUCCUUGUAGUGCGGUUUCUCGAGUAUUGUUUGGUUUCAAAAUGCAGUCCAGGCGAUGAGCUCUGCGGUAUUUUUCUGAAUUCAGACACCUGUAUUAGUGAACGAAACCAUUGACGUCAUAGGGUGUAGACGCAUGCGCUAUCGCCAUUUUCUACAUCGCAUUUAGAAAGGGGGUGAGACAACGCGGUUCGCUCUAUUACACUGUGGACGUUCGCUGCAAGACCAGAACUUUCAGCAUAGUGAACGCGGGAAAAGAUGGUGAUAGCUACUAAAAUGGCUUCAAAGCUGCUAUUAACUUUGUUACUUGCCUGUGCAGCUAACGUGCUCUCAGCGCCAUUCGCUCAGAAUACGGGUCGAGAGGGGGGCGACAAUAAGCCUGAUGUUCCGGUCGAGGAACUGGAAAAUCUAAAAAUGGAAGAAGCAAGUAAAGAGACGGUUCCUGGUAUGGAAACUGAGCACAUGGAAUACCACAGACUUGAUUCUGUAAAAUCAAAUGGCGACAUGGUAUCUCGGCUGGAACAGCACGCUUCAGCAGAUGCAAAUGGAGACGAGAAGCCCCGUGUUCACGCUAAGACGCAGAUCGACGUACCUGCAGAAGGUGUGCAUAAGGUGCUAGUGCAAGAAGACGGACACGUAAGCGUGCUAGAUGCCACCGUACCCACUACGCCAGCCCCUGAAGAGCAAACUACUAAAAUUUUCCAUGGCGCAGCGCGUUUAGUACAACCCGGUUUGGGAACGAGCAAUCCACAAAAUGGACAUACUGCUGUACGCAGAGCUUUCAAUGCAGAUAUCUCCAAAGAAAUGAAACAUAACAUGGAUCAUUACGCUGCAUACGCUGGUGUGCAGUAUUCUCCACUCGACAUGGCAGAGUACGUAUUUUGGACCGGAGACGAACGUGGAGUAACUACUGCUAUUGAAGAUUUCCUCCAAGAGGGAAUGAUGUCUAAAGAAGAGGCCAUUGCGUUCCUUCAAGAGAUCAAGUUUAAUAUUGAUUAUCUCCGCGCCCAUUAUUCACAAAAUUUGAAAACAGCCGAGGAAUACGCGCAACAGGAAAAACUGAGGAACUUCAUUAUGGAACAAAAUUCUAAGGAAUACCAGUACCGCCCGGUUAACUUGCAAUCGUUCCCAUUCGGAGGCAAUCCGGAUAUAAUUCGUUCGAUCACCGGCAAGAGUUGGGACAUGAGCAACAACCUUGCAGCCAUGCCGACGCUACCCGUCUCCAAUGACCUUCGACCUGAACCCGUCAAGCGCACUUAUGACCCUAUGCUCCAGACUAACAUUAUUAGUACCUCGGAUUACGACCGGGAUGGCCCGAUUAUCAGCGAAGAGGAGUAUGAAGAGAUGAUGGAGAAACUUCGUGCGGCUGACACUUUGUAUACGGAGUACACUUUAGAGGAGAUCAUUUAUCAGCUCGCUAAGAUGAUGUUUUCUCAAUCUCUGGCCCGUGAACCGACAUCGGCGCGCGCUGCCACUCAGCGAUUCAUGUCGUUCCUGGAACUAGAGGCCGAACGCGGACAGCUGUCAAGGACCAUACAGAAGAAAGUACUCGACGUGAUGAUGGCAGCUCUCACUGACACCAUAAGCGACCACCCGGAAUUGUUGCAGACAAGAGAUGGCAUCGCUCUCAAUCCAUCCAACAGAAUGAUGCGCCAGUACAUGGAUACAAGUGCACUAGAACCCAGCGUGUCACGAGCCAUUCUCGCCGCCUACAAGGACGAACUCCUGAAAGGUCCACCUCUGCACAAAUUCUCCUACGAAAGAAACUAAAUAUUUACCGGCGACACAUGAUAUUUACUCUCCUGCCAUUUCAUUUCGAUAUGCGCGUUAAUUUCCGCUGAUUCCUUAAAAUAAAUACAUAAAAUUAGGAAAUGCCAAAACGUAGUACAUAAGAUUGAUUUGAGGUUUGGAAGGAAUUUGUAAACUAUAGUUUUUCAGAAAUUGCUUUUACAACGCGAUACGGAAUAGCGAAAUACUGUUGACGGGUGCAUAAGUAUAUUUCAUAAGGAGUCACUCUGUAAAAAUAUUAAAUCAAACGAAGCAUAUUUU